GCGACGUGGGAAAUGUACUGUACCGUGGGCCCAUGACCAUGGACCAGAACGAACCCAACAAACUACAGGGGACCGGGAGACUCUCGGGCAAAUUUGCUCUCGUCACAGGAGGUGGCAGUGGUAUCGGUCGGGCGGCCUGCCAGGUCUUCGCCAGGGAGGGGGCCACAGUCGCAGUGGUGGACGUUAACGAAACAGGUGCGGAGGAGACGGUACAAUCUCUACAGAAACGCGGCCUGUAUUCACACAGGUCUUACGUAACAGAUGUGACGUCAGCGGCUGCAGUAUCAAGACUGGUGGAGUCCGUCCGUGCGGAUUACAGCGUCGUCCCUGACGUCGUCCUGGCGUCACAAGGCGUCCAGACGCACACGGCCUUCCUGGACAUGGACGAGGAGACGUUCGACAGGAUCGUCAACGUCAGUCUCAAGGGAACAUUCCUGGUGGUCCAGGCGUUCUCUCGGUUGAUGGUGGAGAACAAGAUAGCAGGAGGGUCUAUUAUAACCAUGGGCAGUCUUAGAGCAGCACAGGGUUCAGCAUUUCACUCUCACUACGCUGCAAGUAAAGGUGGUGUGGUAUCGUUGACCAAGUCGGUUGCACUGGAAUUGGCAAAAUAUAAUAUUCGGUGCAAUGUCGUUAACCCCGGUGCCAUUACUACUCCGUUACAACAACAGGACUUCGUACCCGAGGAGGAAAUGCCAAAGAGAAUUCAAGCCAUUCCACUAGGUCGGUACGGUGACCCCAUAGAGGUGGCGAACCUGUGCCUAUUUCUGGCCUCUGACGAAAGCAGCUACAUGACCGGUCAAGCAGUGGACAUCACCGGUGGUCGAUGAGAAUUGUGUCCACGUACUGGCCUCCUUGCGGAAUUCAUCAAAAGUGCAGGCAUCUCCACGACUUCAGAAACAGUUUAUCUGUCUAGUGAUAAAUGAAGUGAUAAAUAGUUUACGUCGAUCAGAGGCAGAAAGCAUCAGCGGACUGGCACGCUCGAGCUCGGACACAUCUAUUCACGUAUUUAAAGACCGAGUCAUGUAGAUUUAUCUAUACCUGCCACAAAUUGUUUGACGCUCUGGGUAACAACGUACUUUUUUCGUUGCAGUGUUAAAAUGUGCUAUAAAAGGGUGGAAGAUAAAACAUAUUUGGUAAUGAGAGUGAAUACAAUGAAACAACGUAAUCUUUGUAGUACAUUAUAUACACAGACGAUUCUAAACUGUACCUAGCCUCUAUCAGAC
Molecule: messenger RNA, 1223 nt
Organism: Branchiostoma belcheri (Belcher's lancelet)
Lineage: Eukaryota; Metazoa; Chordata; Leptocardii; Amphioxiformes; Branchiostomatidae
Product: estradiol 17-beta-dehydrogenase 8-like
Exons: 10
Coding region: 33-827 (264 amino acids)
Molecular function (GO): oxidoreductase activity, acting on the CH-OH group of donors, NAD or NADP as acceptor
Source: RefSeq, a predicted model, not a curated record